AAAUCAAUAUCGGUAUAUCGGUAAAGUAGGUGGCGACAUUGCCAGACUCUUUUUGUAUUGGUUUUUGAGAAGGCAGUGACUUUCCUUUGAUUUUCCGUGUUAAAAACAAAAUGCCAGAAAUGACGGAGGUAGAAAAGCCAGUAGUACCGGAAACUAAACCCGAACAGAGUGCUUCUUCAACUGAUAGCGAUUCAGAAGAAGAAAUUCCGGAGCUGGAAGAUGCUUCCACUACUGGUGGAGCUCCUUUUCCUUCUAGCGCUGCCGCAGCCGGCUUGCCCAUAGAUAUGGUCUCGAAGGCUAAACAAUCACGAGGGGAGAAAAAAGCCAGAAAGAUUAUGUCAAAGUUGGGACUUAAACCAGUUACGGGAGUGAACAGGGUGACCAUUCGUAAAUCAAAGAAUAUUUUAUUCGUCAUAAAUAAACCAGAUGUAUAUAAGAAUCCAGUUAGUGACACCUACAUUGUCUUUGGUGAAGCUAAAAUUGAAGAUCUGUCACAACAGGCACAAGUUGCUGCUGCUGAGAAAUUCAAGGAAGUUAACCCUGCUGGAGAAGGGGCUUCUGGUAAUCCUACAACAUCUGUCGCACCAAUUGCUGAAGAAUCUGAAGAUGAAGAAGUUGAUGAAACUGGUGUCGAAGAAAAAGAUGUUGAGUUAGUAAUGUCACAAGCCAAUGUUAGUCGAGCAAAGGCUAUAAAGGCUCUCAAGAACAACCUAAAUGACAUAGUUAAUGCAAUUAUGGAACUUACUAUGUGAUGAGUUUGAUGGAGGGUAUUAAACAGGUUAUAUUAUUUACUUUUUUCAUUUUAAAUAAGCACUGUUUGUCAGGUGUAAAUAAUAAAAUGCAGUUGUGCUAGUUUGAAA
Messenger RNA from Zophobas morio, 860 nucleotides. RefSeq names its product Nascent polypeptide associated complex protein alpha subunit (gene Nacalpha). Gene Ontology annotation, biological process: protein targeting to membrane. NCBI's taxonomy places the organism in Eukaryota, Metazoa, Arthropoda, Insecta, Coleoptera, Tenebrionidae. The transcript has 3 exons. The record is from RefSeq and is a predicted model, not a curated record. The coding region runs from base 111 to 752 and encodes 213 amino acids. Gene Ontology annotation, cellular component: nascent polypeptide-associated complex; cytoplasm.